AUGGCUAUUGAAUUAAUCACAUUUCCGGAAUCUGGUUUCACUCUUUUUUUGGUCAGCAUUUGCAAAGAAUUAGGAAUAGAUUAUAAACUUAGCACACCAGCUAAACUCGAAGAUAUAAAGACACCAGAAUAUUUGGCCACCAAACAUCCCUUCGGAAAAGUUCCUGUUCUCAUCGAUGAUGGAUUCCAAAUUUACGAAUCUAGUGCAAUAGCUCGUUAUUUGAUUAGUAAAUAUCAAAAAACCAAAACUUCUACCAUUCUUAUUCCUACCGAUUUACAAAAGGCUGCUUUGGUGAAUCAAUUCAUUUCGGUGGGAUAUUCUUAUUUUAGUGAUCCGGCAAAAAAAUUAAUUUCUCAAGAAGUUAACGAAAAACGUGAGGGUGUCGCUAAAGAUCCUGAAGUUGUUAAGGAAGCUUGCGAAGAGCUUAAUAAGGUCUUUGAUAUUUAUGAAAAGUUAUUGGAGGGUAAAGAUUAUUUAGCUGGUGAAUUUUCUUUGGCCGAUAUUUUACAUAGUACUAUUAUGCAAUGUAUUGUUCAUUUCGGUCAUGGUAAUUUAAUUGAAAACCGACCUAUUAUCUCUAAGUGGUGGAAAAACCUUAGCGAACGUGAAUGUUGGAAAAGUACUAUCGCUGAGAACAAACAUUUUUCUACAUAA
Messenger RNA from Funneliformis mosseae, 654 nucleotides. The record is from the annotation of a GenBank genome assembly. Lineage: Eukaryota; Fungi; Glomeromycota; Glomeromycetes; Glomerales; Glomeraceae.